CUGUUAUUUGCCAUGUUAGUCUACAUUUUUCUCUUUUCCAUGAUUUUGUUAAAUUUAUCAUGCAUACUAUUUUACUGUCUGGACCAUAGUAGUUAAGCUUUGAUAGUGGCAUGGUGCAGCUGGGUGAACAAACCGCAAAGAUGCUAUGAUGGUAUAGCAGAUCAUAGAGUGGCACUGUACCCAAGAUUGUAGAUACCCUGUAAAUAAUCUCUGAUACACAUUAGUUCUUAAAACUCAACUACUUGUUAUCAAUACUAUAAAUCUGCACUACUAAAAACCUUGGCGCAUCUGCUCAUUUUGCUGCUAUUGGUUACCUUGGUCUGUAGAUGUCUGUCUACAUUUGUUGGUUAUGACGGCUUGUGUGUUAGGCCAUAAUAGGUUGUUUAUUCCAAGCUGGCAGUGUGUUUAAAGUAUUUAAUGAUGUUAAAAUCCUUUUUUAACUGUCAGAAUGUGUUUUGCUUGCACUACAAAUACAUUAGAGGUUAUCUUUUGGGCUGCAAUGCAGCACUACCUUUUAUAGUAAUUAUUAUACUCUUGAUGAAGUAUAAUUUUAUCAGAUUAUGUAAUGUUACCUUCAAGAAAAUGAGGCCUUCUAGAUUUCUCUAUUAUUUUUUUGGUUGUCAAUUUUUCUUGGUCUUGACUUGGCAAACUGAAUAUUUGCUAGGUUUAGGCUUUAGUUCUUGGCAUGUCUAUAUUUUGGCUUCCCUCUCUGAGCAUCUGUUUUUAAUAUUUUUCCAAUCUCAUCUAUUUUAUUUCUCUUGAUUUUGCAGCAAAUACUGGUUUUUCUAUUUUUUAACUUCUAUUUGUUUCUUGGUGCCUUAAAUGAACAAACAGAGGCUGAUAUGAGGCGUGAAAGUGAAAGGAAAGAACAUGAGAAGAAGAAAGCACAGAAGAUGGAAUUUAUCGCUGGGGGAACACAACCGGGAAUCGUAGCAGCAGGUGCUCCCAGAAUCAGCUUGCCUGUUGCAGGUGGUUCUGCUGUGGCUGCAAGUGGUUUGGUGCCACCUAUAGCUGACUCUAUUAAUCGGGAUGGUAGACAGAACAAAAAAUCAAAAUGGGAUAAGGUGGAUGGUGAUCGAAAAAAUCCUCUGCCCUCUGUGGGGCAGGAUUCUGUAUCUACUGUUGGGGCUCAUGCAGCAAUUCUAUCUGCUGUUAAUGCUGGCAGUGGGUACAUGCUAUUUGUUUUGGCAUUUGUUCAAUCAUAUAGAGGAGAGAGGAGGUGGGACUAGAAUAGAUGACAUAUGAAAGCUAACGAGAGAGAUCCACAAAACUAACAAGAGAUGACAACAUGCGAUUGAUACAGUGACGGUGUUUUUGUUGGGCAGGCAGCAAAAACGGCGAGAGGCAGAGGUGAAAAGAUCUACUGAAAAAAGGUCGGAGAUAAGAUCGUGAACCAUCCAUUUUACUAAGACUGUGUAUAACUAAAAGUUGUGGGGUGAACAUAUUUCAGCAUAACAUUUUUGUCUGUUAAUCAACUUUGGCAAUGAUCACUGGCACUGUAUAUUUUUUAGAAUGGAAGGAAUUUUUACUGAAGCAUGCUUUGAUGCCUUUUUAAAUUUUAAUCUAUGUAGCAAUGCAGUAAUUAAUUGGUUUAAUGCUUCCUAAUUUUAUUAGUUGACUACCUUUGUCAUCAGUUUACUCCAAUAGUUUUUUCAUAUUCGUCGUGAACUUUGUACUAGAUAUGUACUUGAAUCUAGGUUUGGGCUCACAUUUGGGGGUUAUGGUGGGUCACUGGUCUCUAUGCUGAAUGUAUUUGUAACUUGAGUAAAAUUUAGUUUGAAGUAACAAUGUAUU
Arachis duranensis is the source of this 1794-nucleotide messenger RNA. RefSeq lists its product as uncharacterized. The coding region runs from base 843 to 1229 and encodes 128 amino acids. Gene Ontology annotation, cellular component: nucleus. The transcript has 4 exons. The record is from RefSeq and is a predicted model, not a curated record. Lineage: Eukaryota; Viridiplantae; Streptophyta; Magnoliopsida; Fabales; Fabaceae. Gene Ontology annotation, biological process: regulation of DNA-templated transcription.